This is a messenger RNA of Terrapene triunguis (Three-toed box turtle), 1352 nucleotides long. RefSeq names its product zinc finger protein 135-like. Gene Ontology annotation, biological process: regulation of transcription by RNA polymerase II. The transcript has a single exon. NCBI's taxonomy places the organism in Eukaryota, Metazoa, Chordata, Testudines, Emydidae. The record is from RefSeq and is a predicted model, not a curated record. Gene Ontology annotation, molecular function: RNA polymerase II cis-regulatory region sequence-specific DNA binding; DNA-binding transcription factor activity. The annotation marks the transcript as partial.
GUCAUGGGCCCAGAUGUCAGCCCGAGGACAACAGAGCUGCUGAGAUGGCGCCACCAAUCGGGGAAGUUCCCGGAAAUGCCCAAGAGGGAGGCCUGACCUCCGUGUCAUUGACUGGCCCCAAGACGGAGGAGGAGGAAGUCGCCAAGAUGGCGUGUCUCAGAGGGGAUGUUGUUGAGGCCACCAGGGGGCAUGCAGUAUGGAUGACCGUGGCCAACAUGUUGACUCCCAAUAUGGACAUUCCCGGGAAGGGCCAAUGGGGACGUUCAGCCUCCGUCUCACCGACUGUCCCUAAGGUCGAAGAGGAGGAGGAGACUGCCAAGAUGGAGCCUCUCAACGGGGAUGUUGCUGUGAAGGCACGAGGGGGAUGUUCACCGUGGAUGACUAUGGCCAAGAUGAUGCCUCCAAACAUGGAUGUUCCUGGUGUGGGCCAGCCGGAACGUGUAGCCUCAGAUUCAUUGUCUGUCCCUAAGACAGAGGAGGAGGCCGAAGACACCAGGAUGCUGCCACCCAAAGGGUCUGUUUACACAAAGGCCCAAGAGGGACAGGCAACAUGGAUGACCAUGGCCAAGAUGGAGCCUCUCAACGGGGAUGUUGACGUGAAAGCCCGAGGGGAACCCUUGACCCUGAUGCCUUUCCCUAUCUCCAAGGCCGAGGAGGAUGAAGCCACCAAGCCGGUAACUCCCCCUGCUCCUGCUUGCCGGGAGCGCCCGUACCGCUGCGGCGAAUGCGGCAAAGCCUUCUCCCGCAGCUCGUCCUGCGUCAAGCACCAACGCACCCACACGGGCGAGCGCCCCUAUGGGUGCCCGGAUUGUGGCAAGUCCUUCGGCCAGAGCUCCACCCUCAACCGGCACCGCCAGGCCCACCUGGCCGACAGGCCGCACCGCUGCGCUGACUGCGGCAAGGCCUACGGGACCGCCUCGGCCCUGGCCCAGCACGGCAAGAGUCACCUGGCCGAGAAGCCCCACCGGUGCCCGCAGUGCGGCAAAGGGUUCAGCGAGCGGUCGAACCUGGCGAAGCACCAGCUGACCCACACAGGCGAGCGGCCCCACCGGUGCGCCCAAUGCGGCCGCGGCUUCAGCCAGAAGGCCAAUCUCCGGCGUCACCAGGAGACUCACCGUGGCGCUGAGCCGCACCGGUGCGCCGAUUGCGGGCGGGCCUUUCGCCACGGCCGGCGGCUGGCUCAGCACCGCCGGGCCUGCCACGCGCCUGGCGAGCCCCACUCCUGUGCCGACUGCGGCCAAACCUUCGCCGCCCGUUCCCAGCUGGCCCGGCACCGGCGCGGGCACACGGACGAGCGCCCCUACUGCUGCGGCGUCUGCGGCAAGGCCUACGGCGUCAGCUCCCACCUGCUG